UAAUUUGGCUAUUAGCUCAAUUUUGGGCGGACGGGCAAGACCUAGGAGCGAGGCGCCGCCGGCGACAAGUCCGAAUACCUUCGGCGACUGAUCAGCAGACGAGAUCCAUCUCUCAGAGCUCGUUCGCGGCAGCAGGCCGCCAUGUUCCCACCACCGAAUGCCUUUGGACCGUUGCGGCCUCCUCAGCCUCCGCCAUGGCAGUGGCAUCAGCAGCAGCAGCAGCACUACCAGAACCAGUACCACCAGCAGCAGCAGCACCAGCACCAACAGCAGCACCAGCAGCACCAGCACCCUUUCCAGCCUGAGGCAGCGUCACUGGCGGUGGCCAGUUCCUUUUGGCAGCGUGUCAAUGUGCGGGAGCAUUUGAAGAAGCUGCAAGAGACGGUCGCGAUUUCAAGCGCUCUGAUAAACGAGCUAGAGGAGAUUGCACUUGUGAGGAUUUCAUCAGAUGCUAGUGCACAAGAACCAGAUUCAUCCGCCGUAGAAUUGUCUUCAGAGUCUUGUGGCUCUUCUACGGGCAGACCUUGCCAUUUUUCGGAGCUCGCACGUGAAAUCAAGAUUAGCCCAGACACUCAUCAAUCUCUGGCUACAGAUGCGGCUAAUUAUCUCUGUUCUCAACUUCAGCAUCUCCUGGCACCUAUUUCUUCCGCUAUUAACCAAGACGGUCCUUGGGCAGAAAGAUCGGCAAUGGUUUCGUUAGCUCAGAAGCUGCAGAAGUCCAAGAGAAAUAAGCGAUGGAGGAAGAGGAAGAGAAAGCAUGUAGCAGAGCUUUUCCAGAAGGAGAGUGCAGAAUUUGACAAAAUUGAUCAGGAAGCUGAUGAAUGGAGGGCUAGGCAAAUAGCGAAUGACAUUGCAAAACGCAAGGUGGAAAGCAUGAAGCAGAUUGCCAAGAAGAAAGCAAAUGAGGAAAGAAAACGUCUAGAAUCUGAGCUCGAGCUUGCACUAAUGGUCGAGAAACUACAGGAGCUCCGCUCUGUAAGGGUUGAAAAACUGAAGAAACAAGGUCAUUUUCUGCCAGAAGAGGAUGAUAAAUAUCUUGAGCGUGUCAAGGCUGCAGUUGAGGAAGAGGAGCGCCAAGCUGCAACUGCUGCUCGAACUGAUGCUGCGAAGGAUGCUAUUCUCACCGCUGAGGAAUUAAGGAAGGCUGCCCAUCAUACAACUGCUCAAGAAGAUGGUUUUGAACAAUCUAAAAGUGGGUCAACGCCGGAGCAGAACCAAGGAGAUGCAAGCAUAAGUGAGGGAAGUGAUCAUGCAGAUAAAAAAAGAGAACAUGAAGGUCAAAGGAUUGAGAAAGGGCCUGGGCAUUCUGAUUCUUUUACCAAUCUGCCUUUUGAGUUCUACCACUAUUAUCAUGGAAGUAGCUAUGACCUGGGGACACUCAUUGAGGUACGCCGAAUGUGGGAUUCUUUUAUCAGACCUGGAGGAAGUCGUAUACCUGGCCACUGGGUUCAGCCACCCCCUCCAGCUAAUGAGGUAUGGGCAUCAUAUUUGGUGCAGCCCAAGUAAAUCCUAUUGGGUUCUAGCAAUGGUUCUUCUGCCCAUCCAUUGGAACAUUUCAUGGUACUUGGAUUAUUUUUUUCUAUGUCAACUAGUAAUGUAAAAAGAUUAUACCGGAUACGUUGUGAGACUAAAAUUAUCUCAGUGAAAGCUCAUUGCUGGCCUGUAGACCUUCUUUGAUGAAUGCUCGAUUAUCUUCUGGCUU
This is a messenger RNA of Hordeum vulgare subsp. vulgare (domesticated barley), 1702 nucleotides long. RefSeq names its product U11/U12 small nuclear ribonucleoprotein 59 kDa protein. The record is from RefSeq and is a predicted model, not a curated record. Bases 142 to 1506 code for a protein of 454 amino acids. The transcript is spliced from 9 exons. NCBI's taxonomy places the organism in Eukaryota, Viridiplantae, Streptophyta, Magnoliopsida, Poales, Poaceae.